Drechmeria coniospora is the source of this 975-nucleotide messenger RNA. RefSeq lists its product as uncharacterized. The coding region runs from base 1 to 975 and encodes 324 amino acids. The transcript has a single exon. Lineage: Eukaryota; Fungi; Ascomycota; Sordariomycetes; Hypocreales; Ophiocordycipitaceae. Gene Ontology annotation, cellular component: CCAAT-binding factor complex. Gene Ontology annotation, biological process: regulation of transcription by RNA polymerase II. Gene Ontology annotation, molecular function: RNA polymerase II cis-regulatory region sequence-specific DNA binding; DNA-binding transcription factor activity, RNA polymerase II-specific. The record is from RefSeq and is a predicted model, not a curated record.
AUGGAAUACGGCCAAUAUCCACAGCAGCCGCAGCAUAAUACACACACCAGUUACGCAAACGCAGGCCCAGGUGCCGGUGUCACCUCGCCGACCAACCAGAGCGGCCACCAGCACGCUGUGCAAUCCUCACCGCUCCUCAGCACGCAGCAGCAAGAAGCGCAGCUGCCAUCUCAACCGUCGAAUCAGCAGCAAGCACACAACAUGUACCAACCGCAGUACGGCGUGCCCCAGCAGGGCAUGCAGCAGGUCCCCUACGGCAUGCCCGGGAUCCAAGCCGCCGCAAUGGCCGCCACAGCUGCCGCCUCCGGCUCCAGCUAUCCCUACAUGCACUCGGACCCCGGCAUGCCGCAGAGCUCGCCGAGGAUGGCCGGUGACAACAUCAAGAAGGACGGCCGCCAGUCGCCCCGGAUGGGCGCCAUGCCGCAGCUGCAAGGACGGCGGAUGAGCCAAGUGACGAGCCCGGGCGUGCCCAACGCCCAGGUGAUGAUGAACCACGGCGGUCCCCGUCCCGGCGUGGCCCCGCCCCAGAUGGCGCCUGGCCAGCAGAUGCAACAUCCGCAGUCGCCCGAGAUGCCUCCUGGCGGGGCCGAAGAGUCCCCUCUCUACGUGAACGCGAAGCAGUUUCACCGCAUCCUCAAACGACGUGUCGCCCGGCAACGGCUGGAGGAGCAGCUGCGGCUGACAUCCAAGGGCCGGAAACCCUACCUUCACGAGUCCCGCCACAACCACGCGAUGCGACGCCCUCGCGGACCCGGAGGCCGAUUCUUGACCGCCGACGAGGUCGCCGCGAUGGAGCGCGACACGAAGAGCGUCGACGAUGGCAGCAAGGACGAGGGAGACGCGGCCGAUGCUGUAUCGGCCGACGCCACAGGUGCAAAGCGCAAGUCCGAAGUCGGAUCUGGGUCUCCUAAUAAGAAGCCCAAGACCGACCCCGAUAGCCCCGACGACGGCGGUAACGAGGAAGUAGCCAGCUGA